AUGAUUCCUCUAGUUAUCCUGUGGUGUGGGCUUCUUCUGUGCCUUCCUCCUCCAACCAGCCCGGCAUGCUUUCUGGGUAAAGAAGCAGAGUGUCAAGAUGCAAAUUUCGUGCCAGGAUCUGACUUGGCUGGAGAGGGUUUCGACAUAACUAAGAUGCAACGCCUGGGGACUUUUGUCAUCGACAUGAGUAAGUGGGAGCUCAAGAAUAACACGUGUAACUUGUGCAAAAACCCAUUCAUGCAGAACAAAAAGCAGAAGCUCCCGGUGUCUGUGAUUUACUGGAGGGCCACCCAAAAAUGCAAAAGGUCAUUAUCCAGCUCCAUUUAUGAGUCCAGCGAGUCCCUGGUCAGUUCCAGCACCUCCUCCGUAGAGAACAACUGGAAAGCCGGCCUGGGAAUAGGCAACGCGGUUAGUAAGAUGUCGCUGAUGUUGGCUGGAACGAACUCCAAACUCGCUGAGUAUUCAAUGACAAAGACCAAAAAGGACAAGUUCAGCUUCAUCAAGCAGUCUACAUCCUGCGGAUACUACGGAUACAGCAUUAGCAGCCGCUCUCCUCUUCAUCACGAGCUAAGCUAUGAAUUCAAAAGGCUUCCAGAGACGUAUGACAACCAAACAAAAGAAAGCUACUUGUCACUUGUUGAAAAGUUUGGCACACAUUACAUUGUCCAGGUGAAACUCGGUGGAACAGUGCAAUCUGUGACCAGUGUCAAACAAUGCAUGGCUACUCUACAGGACCUCAGUAUGGAUGAGGUCAAAGCAUGUCUGGACGUCGAGGCAUCUGCAAGUGUAAUGGGGAGGAUCAGCAUAGACACUGCAUACAGUCACUGCAAACAGAGCAAAGACAACAGACUGAGCACGCACAGUUUUGCUAACAGUUUUACUGACAGGUUAACUGAAAUCAUGGGUGGCCACGCUCAAGACACAGCGCUUCUCUUCUCAGCCAGUAAUGACCCUGGUGCUUUCAAUCAGUGGCUCUCCACAGUGCCAGAAAAACCAGACAUGAUUUCCUUUUCACUGAAGCCCCUCCAUAUGUUGCUGCCAGUCAAGAACCCAAAACAUGAGCAGUUAUGCCGAGCCAUUCGUGACUACAUACUGCAGAGUGCCCUUUUGAAGAACUGCUCUACACCUUGCAAGGCCGGUAUCGCAACUAACCCCAAAGAGCCCUGUGUGUGCAGCUGUCAUAACAACCCUGGAGUAAAAGCAAACUGCUGCCCUGCACAGCGUGGACUCGCUCAGAUUAGUGUAACUGUGAUGAAGGCGACAGGUCUGUGGGGAGAUUACUUCUCACAGACCGAUGGGUAUGUCAAGGUCCUGAGAAAUCAUAAGGUCUUUCUAGGGGAAACAGCAGUGAUUUGGAACCAAAACUCACCAACCUGGAACUGGAAGUUUGAUCUCGGCAGUUUCGUUCUCUCUCAGUUUGGGGGGCUGAGACUAGAAGUGUGGGAUAGGGACAACAAGUGGGACGAUGACCUCCUGGGGGCGUGCAACAUACAACUGAAAGCCGGCAUAAAAGAAGAAUUCUGUCAACUUAACCAUGGUUUGCUGUACUACAAGACGUCUGUAACUUGUGGUCCUAGUUUAGCUGGCUCCUCAUGCACAGAUUACGUGGGCUCUCCGAUGGCCUCCCAUCUAGAGAAGGUAUACGUGUCACGACAUGCCCGUCCCAUCCUGAAAGAUGAGCUGGUGAAAAUGGGGGUGCUUUUAGAUGAGCGCCGCUUGCUGUUUAGUCAAACCAAUAAUCCUAAAAGCAAAACGCAGACUUUGUGA
Molecule: messenger RNA, 1767 nt
Organism: Sinocyclocheilus anshuiensis
Lineage: Eukaryota; Metazoa; Chordata; Actinopteri; Cypriniformes; Cyprinidae
Gene: prf1.9
Product: perforin 1.9
Exons: 4
Coding region: 1-1767 (588 amino acids)
Biological process (GO): T cell mediated cytotoxicity; immunological synapse formation; defense response to virus
Cellular component (GO): membrane attack complex; membrane
Molecular function (GO): wide pore channel activity; pore-forming activity; calcium ion binding
Source: RefSeq, a predicted model, not a curated record